GCGCUGCAGCCGUAAAGUCGGUCAGUGCUGUUUUGAACGACAGGGACGAGCGGGAGUGUGUCACUGGACUGGAUUCAAUCUACACAGCAGUGUAGUGGUGCCACAAUGGCGGCAGACAUUGUUGCACAGCUGGCCGACUCUCUGGCCAAGACCGGGGUGGAGGAUGGAGAGCUGAGCUACAAAGGCCAGGGACGAAAGCUGGACGAUGCCCAAUCAGUGGAGGAGAUGGUGAAGGAGAUCCAGGACUUUGAGGGUCUGCGGGCGCUGAGGCUGGAGGGAAACACUGUGGGCGUGGACGCGGCGCGGGCCAUCGCCAAAGCCCUGGAGACCAAGAGCGAGUUCAAGCGCUGUCACUGGAGCGACAUGUUCACAGGUCGUCUCCGCUCUGAGAUCCCCCCCGCCCUGAAUUCGCUGGGUGACGCCCUGAUGCUGGCGGGAGCCAGACUGACUGUUCUAGACCUCAGCGACAACGCGUUCGGCCCAGACGGGGUGAAGGGCAUCGAGAAGUUGCUCCAGAGCCCGGCUUGUUUCACGCUCGAGGAGCUACGGCUCAACAACUGUGGGAUGGGCAUCGGUGGAGGGAAGAUCUUGGCUGCGUCUUUGACCCAGUGUCACAAAAACUCCAGCGCAGAGGGCGCCCCCUUCAGCCUGAAGGUGUUCGUCGCAGGGAGAAACCGGCUGGAAAACGAGGGAGCCACUGCGCUCGCUCAAGCCUUCCAGUUGAUCGGCAGCCUGGAGGAGGUGCACAUGCCCCAGAACGGCAUCAACCACGCGGGCGUGACGGCGCUGGCCUCGGCCAUGCAGCAGAACGCCGGGCUCCGCAUCCUCAACCUCAACGACAACACCUUCACCGAGAAGGGGGCCAUCGCCAUGGCUCAGGCCCUGAAACACCUGCGGAGCGUCCAGGUCAUAAACUUCGGAGACUGUCUGGUGCGACCGGCCGGAGCUAAAGCUCUGGCGGAGACGGUGUCCGAGGGACUCCCGAUCCUCAAGGAACUGAACUUGUCCUUCGGGGAGAUAACGGAAGAAGCUGCUCUGGCUGUGGCUCACGCUGUGAAGGACAAAGACCAGUUAGAGAAGCUGGACCUCAACGGUAACUAUUUGGGGGAGGACGGCUGCAAAGCUUUGAAGGACGUCAUGGAGGAGAUGAACAUGGCCGAGCGUCUAGGAUCCCUCAGCGAUGACGAGGGCGAACCGGAGGAGGACGACGAUGAGGACGAAAAUGAUGACGAUGACGAUGACGAAGACGUGGAAGAAGAGGAGGAGGAGGAGGAGGAGGAGGAGGAGGAAGAAGAAGAAGACGACGAGGAGGAGGAGGAGGAGGAGGAAGAGGAAACCAGUGGUGACAAGUUCUCCACUCCGACAUCAGCCCCACGGCCUCCAGACGUCUCCUCCUUCCUCAGCUUCCCGUCGCCCGACAAACUCCUCAAACUCGGGGCCAAGAGGGCGCUGAUGAUCGAGCAGCAGGUCGACGUUUCAGAUGCGACUAAAGCGGCCGAAGCGUUCCUCAAGAUCUCGUCUGUGUACAAGGAGGAGAACAGCGACGUUAAGGAGGCCGUGCUGGACUGUGUCGAUGCUCUAAUGAGGAAAGCUUUCUCCGCUCCUUCCUUCCAGAGCUACAGCUUCGUGUCGUCGUUGUUGGUGCUGCUCGGCCUCAUCAAGAGUGAGGACAAGAUCCGCCCCGUCGUGGUGGUUCCCGGCCACCUGCAGGCGCUGGAGCACAUCGUUCGCCAGGACUACUUCCCCAAAGAGAGCGUGGCCGUUCUGGAGGCCUUCAUGUCCCGGUAAGGACGUGGCAGAAUGAGCCAAUCAGGAGCCUCCAGGACCAACAAAUCCAUGGAGUCGUGUGGCAGCGCCAGAAACCUCCUCCUGUCGUCUCUGCAGAGAAUCAGGUCUGAGAGCUGAGGUCUGAAACAACCAACAACAACUACAAUAAUAAUAACAACAACAACUACAACUACACACCUUCCUCUGGACUUGAAAACGUGGCGUGUUUGAAGUGGAGUUUGCUCUUAUGAACUGAAAUCCUUCAUCGAUACGGAACCACAAGACGGCACUGACAUCAUGGACUCAUUUGUUUUCUGGAGAAGAAGAAGAAGAAGAAGAAGAAAAACACCUUCUCAGAAUAAAUACCUGGACCUUGUUUUCUAUUACACACCUGCCUUUGCUGUUGUAUUGUUUUAUAGUAAAUGUUUAUUGAAUUCACAUUUAAGGUCAUUUGGUGAUAAACUGUCUGAAAAGAUUGUGUUUAAAGCUCGACCGGUCGGAGGGGAUUUAAUAAACGUGUUUUCUGCCCUGAUGUUUCCUUGGUUUGUGUUUUUUAAGGGUUUUCUUAUUAUUCUUAUUAUUGAAGUGGAAAAUAAAGACGUGUGUAUGUGUA
Mugil cephalus (flathead mullet) is the source of this 2380-nucleotide messenger RNA. RefSeq names its product RAN GTPase activating protein 1a (gene rangap1a). Gene Ontology annotation, cellular component: perinuclear region of cytoplasm; cytosol; nucleus. The transcript has 16 exons. NCBI's taxonomy places the organism in Eukaryota, Metazoa, Chordata, Actinopteri, Mugiliformes, Mugilidae. The coding region runs from base 106 to 1788 and encodes 560 amino acids. Gene Ontology annotation, biological process: signal transduction; activation of GTPase activity; nucleocytoplasmic transport. Gene Ontology annotation, molecular function: GTPase activator activity; small GTPase binding. The record is from RefSeq and is a predicted model, not a curated record.